UAAAAGCUCAACAACAAGAAACAUCCUAUCAAAAUUUACAAGACCCUCUAGUAAACCAAGAUACUUCUUAUCAAGCCUCGAUUCGUGCUGCACUUAAAUUUUUUGAAGCUCAAAAAACUAGCCCGGUACUAUCUAAAACUAUUCAUAAAGUUGCUCUUGAGUAUGGUAUAGCU
Molecule: messenger RNA, 173 nt
Organism: Racocetra persica
Lineage: Eukaryota; Fungi; Glomeromycota; Glomeromycetes; Diversisporales; Gigasporaceae
Source: the annotation of a GenBank genome assembly